Messenger RNA from Pyricularia grisea, 7650 nucleotides. RefSeq lists its product as uncharacterized. Gene Ontology annotation, molecular function: oxidoreductase activity; phosphopantetheine binding; 3-oxoacyl-[acyl-carrier-protein] synthase activity. NCBI's taxonomy places the organism in Eukaryota, Fungi, Ascomycota, Sordariomycetes, Magnaporthales, Pyriculariaceae. Gene Ontology annotation, biological process: secondary metabolite biosynthetic process; fatty acid biosynthetic process. The record is from RefSeq and is a predicted model, not a curated record. The coding region runs from base 1 to 7650 and encodes 2549 amino acids. The transcript has 6 exons.
AUGCACAAUCACCAUGGGCCAAGUGAUCCCAUCGCAAUCAUUGGAAUUGGUUGCCGCUUCUCAGGGGACGUCAGGACCCCUGACGAUUUAUGGAAGCUAUGCGCCGAGGGACGCGAUGGAUGGUCAAAGAUACCAAAGGAUAGGUUUUAUGCGCCCGCGUUCUAUCAUCCGGACUUUGAGAAAGAGGGAAUGACAAACGUGGUUGGCGGGCAUUUUAUCCGCGACGACGUUGCAUUGUUUGACGCGCCAUUUUUUGGCUUUUCCGAAGAGACGGCUAGCUCUCUUGACCCCCAAAUUCGAAUGCUGCUCGAGCUCACAUUUGAGGCAGCGGAAAAUGCCGGGCUCACAAUGGACCAAUUAGUCGGCAGUAAUACCUCCGUCUACAUGGGGUCCUUCAGUCGUGACUACCACGAUUCGCAACACCGUGACCCUGACAUGCUCCCGCGCACCAUGCUCUCCGGAAACGGCGUCGCCAUGCUGUCUAACCGUAUUUCGCACUUUUUCGACCUGCACGGCCCGUCCCUAACCACCGACACGGGCUGCUCCGCCUCACUGGCCGCGCUACACCUCGGGGUCCAAUCCCUGCGCGCGGGCGAAUCUGACAUGGCCCUCGUCGGCGCCGCGAACCUCCUCCUGAACCCGGACCCAUUUAUCGUCAUGUCAGGGCUUGGCGUUCUGGGCCGUGAGGGCAAAUGUUUUGCUUGGGAUGACCGGGCUGAUGGGUACGGCAGGGGUGAGGGCGUGGCGACGGUAUUGCUCAAACCGCUGGACAGGGCGCUCAAGGAUGGUGAUCCGGUCCAUGCAGUGAUCCGCGAGACGGCGCUAAAUCAAGACGGGAAGACGCCUACCAUUACGGCCCCCAGCCCGGAAAUGCAGGAGGCUUUGGUACUGCAGUGUUAUAGACGGGCGGGGCUGGACCCGGCGCAGACGGCCUACGUGGAGGCACAUAUGACAGGUACUAAGACAGGAGAUCCUGUUGAGGCCAGCGCCAUUGGACGUGUAUUCGGUCAGGCGAGAGAUCCCAACAGCCCUGUCAUGGUUGGAUCCGUCAAGACCAACCUGGGGCACCUAGAGGCAGCCAGCGGUAUAGCAGGCAUUAUCAAGGCCACAAUGGCUCUGAAACGGGCGCAGAUCCCGCCCAACCUGAACUUCGAAUCUCCCAAUCCGCGGAUCGACAUGAACGCGCUGCGUGUCAUCGUCCCUUGUAAACUGUCGCCGUGGCCGCGUGACAUGCCGCUUCGUGCAUCUGUCAAUAACUAUGGCUACGGUGGGACCAACGGCCACGCCAUACUUGACGCGCAUUCUCCAGUAGCCGAAGGCGAGACAAGCGAUUGCGUGCGAUGGCAUCUUUUUGUGCUCAGCAGUAAGGAGGCAAAGGUGACGAGAAGGAUGACAACAAGAGUUGCAGACCACCUGACCACCAGCUCCAACCAACCAAAUCUACAGGAUCUGGCCUAUACUCUUUCGCACCGGCGUACGCAUUUCCCCUGGAGGACGGCCAUGUCCGCAUCUAGCCUGACAGAGCUCGCAGACGCUUUGAAUAACGUCGCAAAAACAACCAUUGCAAACGGUCUCAAGUCCGCCCUUAAAGUUGCUUUUGUCUUCAACGGUCAAGGUGCCCAAUGGUACGCCAUGGGUCGCGAGCUUUCAGCAUACGCCACGUUCCGCCAGUCCAUGGCGAGGGCAGACGCGGCGCUGAGGAGGCUUGGAGCCCAAUGGUCGCUUCUCGAGGAGCUCGGCCGCGAUGAGCACACCACGCGCGUUGAUGAGCCUUGGCUCAGCCAGCCAGCAUGUGUGGCCCUGCAGAUCAGCAUCGUCGACCUGUUGGCCGAAUUCGGGAUCCGGCCGACCGGCGUGGUCAGUCACUCGAGCGGCGAGGUUUCGGCGGCGUACGCGGCCGGAGUGUUAACCUUUGAGCAGGCCCUCGGCGUGGUCUACCUCCGCGGUGCUUUGACGGAAAGAUACCACCAUCUCAAUAAUACGCAGGGUGGUAUGCUGGCCGUGGGGCUGGGGAGUGAACAGGUGCUACCUUAUUUGGCUCCCACCAAGGGCAAAGUGACAGUGGCCUGCGUGAAUAGCCCCGAGAGUACGACAUUGUCGGGGGACGUUGACUGUAUCGUUAAGAUUGAACAAAGCUUGAAAACAGACGGUAUCUUUGCGCGGAGGCUAAGGGUCGCCUCAGCCUAUCAUUCGCCUUACAUGAAGCCGAUGGCCUCUGAAUACCUCGAGGCAUUGGAAACACUCUUGAAAUCACCCAGGAAGCUCAAAGAAGACGUCAUUUAUGCUUCACCCGUCACUGGAGACAUCAGACGCCGAGGGGAGGCUCUUGGGCCUCAGAACUGGGUGGACAACCUUCUACAACCUGUCCUCUUUGCUCCAGCCUUGGAAAAACUCUGCAAUGAAGGUGACGACUUCAGUGGGAGAGUCAACAUGCUUUUAGAAAUUGGCCCACACUCGGCUCUAGCAGGUCCGAUCCGACAAAUUUUGACCAGGUCUGACACUCUCCGGGCCCGCAACAUCACCUACGCAAGCGCUCUCGUCCGUGGGCAGCACGCAGUGCAGGCCAUCCAAGCGGCCACCGGUAUGGUUUGGGCCAACGGAGGCUCAGUGGACCUGGCAGCCAUAAACAUGUACAAGGAAGCAACAGUGCACGUGCUGAAUGACCUACCGCCGUACCCCUGGAAUCACUCAACCAGGUAUUGGCGCGAGCCGAGGGUCAACAUUAAACACCGAUUACGAAAGCAUAUCCGUCACGAGAUACUUGGGUCAUUGAUGCUUAACAGCAGCGACACGUCGCCAACGUGGCGAAACUUUCUUCGGCUUUCCGACAUCCCAUGGCUGCGCGACCACGUCGUCGGCGGGGAUGUCAUAUUCCCUGCCGCGGGCGGGAUCAGUAUGGCUAUCGAGGCCAUGAAACAGCUGCAGGAACAAAAAGAUGACAACAGUAGCGACAAGUAUGGGCAUAGGCUGCGUGAUGUGCGCAUUACCAACGCCCUCGUCAUUCCCGAGACGAUGGAGGGUAUUGAAGUACAAUUUUCCCUUCACAGGUGCGAUGACGGCAAGAUGCUCGAGCCCGGUUGGUACGAGUUUUCGCUGCAUUCACUGCGCGACGGCAGCGACGGGAGUACAGAGCACUGCCAUGGCUACGUGUUACGGGUGUCGUCUGGGUCACCGACGAGGGCUGCAUGGGCGUCUUCCCCUCCUAUUGCCGGUUAUUUGUCUCCCCAACUCAACAUGUCGACAGCGGCAACAAAAGUGAUUACCCCCGAGCAGGUAUUUCAAGACCUCCGCAACAAGGGACUGUUCCAUGGCCCAUCCUUCAACAACCUCCUAAAUGUGUCUACAUAUCAAAAGUCUUGUUACGUCGACUUUGAAAUAUGUCAAGACCUUGAACAUGUGGAAAGUUAUAUCUUACAUCCGACGACGUUGGACUCAGUCUUGCAGGCCGCUUUCCCGGCCCUUUCGGUCGAAGAGCUAGACAGAGCGAUGGUAGUGCCAAGCCUCAUGGCCGAGAUGGAAAUCUCCGCGAACCUUUCCAACAAACCCGGCACGCAACUUAAAGCCACCUCUCAGAUCCACACCGGCGAUCGCUCCGGCUUCCGGGCCAGCAUCGAAGUCGCUACCACUCAGUCCACAAUGCCACUGCUCAAAAUAAAGGACCUGAUCUGCACGGCCAUGACGGGGCGGGGCAGGGAGUCAUCAUAUUUGGCCCCCAAGCCUGGCAGGAAGAACAUGAUGAACCGCCUCGAGUGGCAACCCGACGUGACGCUCGCAACACGCCGCCAGCUCGAAGACCCACUAAGACUCCAGCCCAACGCCAAGAUGGUGACCCAAGUCAGGCGAUUGUGGCGCGCAGUGCUUCACAUGAUCAGCGACACGCUUGCCCGCACCACCGACGCUGACGUGACGGUCAUGGAGUGGCACCACCGGCGGCUGCACGAGUGGAUGAAAGCCCAGCUGGCGUUCGCAGAUGAGUCCGGCUUGGUAUUGCGGCGGGCCAGCGAGGGCCUGAAGCGGCAGCUGUACGACGAGGUGGCGGCCCAGAGCGUCAACGGCGAGCUUGUGCGGCGGGUUGGGCUGCGGCUGCACGACAUCAUGACGGGCAAGGUGACGCCGCUCGAGGUUAUGACCGAGGGUGGUCUGCUGAACCGGUACUACGAGAUGGAUUUCAGGCUAAAAAACUGCUAUUGGCAGGUGGGACAGCUGGUACAACGUUUGGCGUUCAAAGAGCCUCGUGCUAGGGUCCUUGAGGUCGGUGGCGGCACGGGCGGGUGCACACUGGCGGUCCUCGAGGCGCUGACGAGGGAUGCAACCCGCGGCAGGUUUGACUUUGAGUCCUACACCUUUACCGACGUCUCGGCUGGGUUUUUCGAAGCCGCAUUAAACAAACUGGCAGACUGGGGGGAAAUGGUUGAUUACAAAACGCUUGAUAUCGAGCAGGACCCAGAAGAGCAGGGGUUCGAGGCCGGCGCGUAUGACUUGAUCAUUGCGUGUCAAUGCCUGCACGCGACCAGGAAUAUGGAGCAUAGCCUGACCAACGUUCGUAGGCUGUUGAAGCCAGGCGGGCGACUGCUGUUAGUCGAAACCACCAAAGACAUUCUCGACGCGCAAAUCAUAUUCGGUACACUGCCGGGGUGGUGGUUGGGUGAAGAAGAGAGCCGCAAGGACGGUCCAAAUCUCAAGUUGGGAGAAUGGGAGAGCCUUCUGCCGAGGACGGGCUUUUCUGGAUUCGAUGUUUCAGUCAGAGACUGCGAGGAUGAUGAUAAUUACUCGUUCAAUGUCAUCCUGACCACGGCCGUGGGCGAACCCAUAAUUCCAAACAGCAUUGUUAUCAUCUGCCCAGACGCACAAGGUCCAUCCCAGACAUGGCUAGAUGAUCUCACAUGCGCACUGCGAUCCUCACUCCCGGAGAAACAAGCCAUUAUCUCUAUAGAUACGCUGGCCUCGGCUAGACCGCAAGAUAAGGUCUGCAUCGUGUUGCAGGAGGCAGUUAGUCCUCUGCUAGCCACUGUGAGCAGCGAGCAAUUCGCCCAGAUACAGCGUUUGGUAACAAGUUCCAAGGCUGUCCUCUGGGUAUCUUGCGCCGGCGUCAUCACAGGUUCGAAGCCAGAGCUUGGGAUGCACACGGGGCUGCUGCGCACCCUUUGCACAGAGGAUGCCAGUCGACGCUAUGUGUCUCUUGACCUGGACCCUAACAACCCCCCUUGGUCUAUCGAGAAUAUUCGGCAUAUCGCAGCAGUUCUUGCCGUUUCGCUCGACUUCUCCACGCCCAGACAUGAGGUCGAUCUUGAGUACGCCGUUCAAGAUGACAUAAUCUACAUCUCGAGAUUAUACGAAGACGACCAGGAGUGCCAAAAGACUUUUGGCUGUAGCCAAGGCAUGGAAGACCAACCUAUAGAACUUCUCCCGUUUGAGAAGACGCAGACUGGCCACAACCUGCGGCUUUGCGUCGGCAAGCCCGGCCUGCUGGACACACUCCGCUUCGAUCAGGUCGUACCUGACGAGCCGCCGGCCGAAGAUGAGCUCGAAAUCGAGCCCCGCGCUUUUGGGCUCAACUUCAGGGAUGUGCUUGUCGCGUUGGGCCAGCUAAGCGAGGAGACCAUGGGAUACGAGUGCAGCGGCGUGGUGCGGCGCCUGGGUUGCCUCGCCGCCAAACAUGGUGGUUUCCGCCCGGGGGACUUUGUGUGUGGCAUUCUCCGCGGCCACUUUGCCACGACGGUACGAGUCAAUUGGGAAUGUAUGGUGAAGAUGCCGACCACCGUGCUUCAGUCGUUUGUAGACGCUGCCACAAUCCCGAUGGCAUUCGCUACAGCAUAUUACAGCCUGGUAAAUAAGGCCGAGCUAUCGUCAGGGGAAACGGUCCUCAUUCACUCGGCUGCGGGCGGCGUCGGCCAGGCGGCCAUCAUGUUGGCUCAGCACAUCGGGGCUAUAGUUUACGCUACCGUCGGCGACGAGGUUAAACGUGACUUUGUCGUACGGCGCUAUGGGAUACCAGCUCAGCGCAUCUUCUCCAGUCGCGAUAGCUCCUUUGCUAAAGCAAUUAUGACUUCGACUGGCGGCAAGGGUGUCGACGUGGUUCUCAACUCGCUAUCAGGGGCCCAGUUGCAGGAGACGUGGGCAUGCAUGGCACGUUUUGGCCGCUUUGUCGAGAUAGGGAGGCGGGACCUGGAGGCGGGACGAAGCCUCGAUAUGGCACCGUACGGCCGAGCCGUGUCUUUUACGGCCGUUGACAUAUUCCAGCUGGGGCUUUAUAAAGCAGAAGUUCUGCAACAGGUAUUGCGUGAGGUUAUGAACUUGUUUAAGAGUGGACAAGUCCGACCAGUUGGUCCUGUGACGACCUUCUCCAUGGGCGAUUCUGCUAAGGCUUUCAGGUUUAUGCAGAGCGGAAAGCACAUGGGGAAGAUUGUGAUUAUUACUGGUCCAGAAGACAAGGUCAAGGUCGCCAGGACGGUACCACCAGCAGUCUUCAAAUCGGACAGGACAUACCUCUUGGCCGGAGGCGUUGGUGGUAUUGGUUUAUCAAUCUCUAAAUGGUUGGCCAAACACGGUGCUCGUAACCUGCUUCUCGUAUCUAGAUCUGCCGAAAGGUCAGCCGACGCCAAAGCGGUGGUCGAAGAGUUGAUGCUUUCAUAUGGAUGCAAAGCACUUCUCUACUCGUGCGAUCUUGCAGAUCCACCCACCGUUAAAAAGAUGCUUACAGAGGUGCAAAGCCAUUUGCCUCCCGUGAAAGGAGUUAUCCAGGCAGCCAUGUCUUUGAAUGAUUCCAUUUUUGUCAACAUGACCUACAAGGAAUGGCAAGCCGCCAUCCGACCCAAAGUUGCCGCAAGCCUCUUGUUGCACCGCCUUCUCCCUACCGAGAUGGACUUCUUUAUCAUGCUUUCCUCACUCUGCGGCAUUGCCGGGAACGUAAGCCAGGCAAAUUACGUCACCGGCAACGUUUUCCAAGACCAACUCGCCCGCCACCGCUCCUCUGCCGGCCUGCACGCCGUUUCAGUGAACCUUGGCCGCGUUACCGAGGUCGGAUGGGUGGCCAGCAUGCCGCCCGAGGUUUCGGCCCGCUUGCACAAGACAGGCCUCGAUAUUAUUGACGAGCACGACCUGCACCGCAUUAUUCACGCCGCCACGGCACGGCGACCACCCCACGACCACCCCACCUUCAGUCACAUGGUGACAGGGAUCCGCGAGUUUGACCGUAACUCGGGCGUCGUCUGGCUGACUGACAAGCGGUUCCAGCCGCUGCGCAACCACGAGCGCUCCGUCACUGCCCUGGGAGACGAUUCAAAAGCCGACCCCGGCAUUGAUCGGCGGCGCGCGAGUAAAAGGACUACGACGCUGUCGGAUUCCCUGCGGGACGUGCGGUCAGCCGGAGGAGCGGUUGAGACGGUGGAGAAGGCCGUGGUCGGAAAACUGGCGGACAUGUUUGGUCUAGACCCGGGCGAAAUUGACCUGCGUCGGCCUGCGGGCGUCUACGGGGUUGACUCGCUGGUCGCGGUGGAGCUGCGCAACUGGCUCGUCGCGGCGGCCGGGGCCGACGAUAUGAGUAUAUUCGAUGUUCUGCAGAGCCCCAGCCUAGGGGCGUUGGCGGCUAGGGUGGCGGAAAAGAGUCGCUAUGUGGUGUCUUUGUUUACGUCGGUUGGGACCACUGUUUGA